Messenger RNA from Erinaceus europaeus (western European hedgehog), 1171 nucleotides. It is a transcript of the gene NGF, whose product is annotated as nerve growth factor. Gene Ontology annotation, biological process: positive regulation of collateral sprouting; neuron projection morphogenesis; nerve development. The record is from RefSeq and is a predicted model, not a curated record. The transcript is spliced from 3 exons. Lineage: Eukaryota; Metazoa; Chordata; Mammalia; Eulipotyphla; Erinaceidae. The coding region runs from base 279 to 1010 and encodes 243 amino acids. Gene Ontology annotation, molecular function: nerve growth factor receptor binding; growth factor activity.
CUGCCGGGAGCCGAGCCUCAGAGGGGAGCAGCGCGGGCGGGGACUGGCAUGGUGUAGUGGGGCUCCUGGGAGAAGGUGCAUGGAUCCCGGCGCGGCGAGAUCGCAGGACACUCUGAGGGCUCCGACGGCCUAGGGUGCAGCGAGUCCUGGCCCUUGGUUGUGCAGUCCAGGGGACUGGGUGGCAUGCUGGACCCAAGCUCAGCUCCUCGUCCGGACCCAAUAACAGCUUUUCCAAGGGAGCAGCUUUCUGUCCUGGCCACACUGAAGUGCACAGCGUAAUGUCCAUGUUGUUCUACACUCUGGUCACAGCUCUUCUGAUCGGCACACAGGCAGAACCACUGUCAGAGAGCAAUGUUCAGGCAGAGCACGCCCUCCCCUUAGCCCACUGGACUAAACUCCAGCACUCCCUGGACACAGCCCUCCGCAGAGUCCGCAGCACCCCAGCUGGGGGCUUAGCGGCCAGGGUGGCCGGGCAGACCCGCAACAUCACCGUGGACCCCAAACUCUUUCGAAAGCGCCGGCUGCACUCGCCCCGCGUGUUGUUCAGCACCCAACCACCUCCAGAGGUCGUGGCUACUCAGGAGCUGGGCCUGGAGGCCGAGGAUGCCGCCUCCUUCAAUCGGACUCACAGGAGCAAGCGGUCGGCCUCGACCACGCACCCCAUCUUCCACAGGGGCGAGUUCUCGGUGUGCGACAGCGUCAGCGUGUGGGUGGGGGACAAGACCUCUGCCACGGACAUCAAGGGCAAGGAGGUGACGGUGCUGGGCGAGGUGAACAUCAACAACAGCGUGUUCAAACAGUACUUUUUCGAGACCAAGUGCCAAGCCCCAAACCCCUCCGACAGCGGGUGCCGGGGCAUCGACUCCAAGCACUGGAACUCCUACUGCACCACCACCCACACCUUUGUCAGGGCGCUGACCAUGGACGGCAAGCAGGCGGCCUGGCGCUUCAUCCGCAUUGACACGGCCUGCGUGUGUGUGCUCAGCAGGAAGGCCUCCAGAAGAGCCUGAGCCCUGCCAGCCGCCCCCACCCUCUCCCUGCUCCCCUCUCCAUUAUCCUGGGCCCCUCCCUACCUCAACCUGUAAAUUAUUUUAAAUUAUGACUGCAUGGUAAUUUAUAGUUUAUACAGUUUUAAAAAAACAUAAUUUAUUAAAUUUUUAAAAGCAUCCUA